UUUUCAGAUCUCAUUCCUCUUAAAACGUGUCAAAUAACUACCGUAACCAUAUGUACAUUUGAAUUCUACUUUUAUUCACAACAAAAAAUGAUGCAUUCAUCGAUAACACGAACUAUUUAUCACAAUAGCAAUGUCAAUUUAGGACCUUCUUUAUUAAACAACGAAUGCUCAAAGCUCCAAUAUAGAGAAGAAGUCGUCGGUGUAACUCUUACAAAACUUGAAUUGACACUUGUUCUAACGAUGUACAUAGCUGCUGUCGUCAUUCUUGUUGUCUUAUUCGAAUUGCUUAAACCGUCGAUUUCUGCUCAUUUGAUGGGAUCCAAUUAGAUUUAUAUUUUAACAAUAAUUCAAAUUACAACGGGUUAUUCAAUUAAAAAGCUUCGCAGAUUGUAAUUUUUCUGAAACCUCCCGGUGCCUACUUUUGGAAUAAAUACUUCUGCAAUGUAGAAUUAUCCUCUUGGAAAUUGUUUUCUGUUGCAAAAUCGGUAAUAAAAUGUAAAAA
This is a messenger RNA of Caenorhabditis elegans, 502 nucleotides long. RefSeq names its product Ovule protein (gene K07A12.8). Lineage: Eukaryota; Metazoa; Nematoda; Chromadorea; Rhabditida; Rhabditidae. The record is from RefSeq and is marked reviewed. The coding region runs from base 88 to 327 and encodes 79 amino acids. The transcript has 3 exons.